AUGUGCGCUGAUGAUGAUCACAACAUUUUGUGCGAGUCGCUCAGACAUGGAGCUUGUUUCCACUUUACCAAGCCUAUGACGCCCGCGGUCAUCGAGGUCAUGCGGCGGAAGGCAAUGCGCGAUGUGAGCCGACCUGGUUCUGCAGAAGGAAAAGGUGUUUCCGUCGGUAAAAGGAAGCUUGGUUUGACUUUCUACGGUGUGGUCGGUCCGAGAAGAUCGAUCCAAAUGGCCGACGAGCUCUGCUAUAUCGAAAUAUCGAGCGGGGAUGAGUCAGGGAAGGGCAGAACCACUGCUGGCAGAGUACAAGGCAGUUGUUCUAAGAAGCAGAGGAUGGGCCGCUUGCUCUGGGACUCUGAUCUCCACCAGAGGUUCUUGACAUCCGUCGAGCUGUUGGGGAAACAUGCUGUCCCGAGAAAGAUACUCGAACUGAUGAACGUUGAUGGACUGACCGUGAAGCAAGUUUCCAGCCACCUUCAGGUACGAUCAUUGCAUAUAGUCGUGUUCAUCGGAUCGACGAUUAAAUGA
Molecule: messenger RNA, 525 nt
Organism: Musa acuminata subsp. malaccensis (wild Malaysian banana)
Lineage: Eukaryota; Viridiplantae; Streptophyta; Magnoliopsida; Zingiberales; Musaceae
Source: RefSeq, a predicted model, not a curated record